UUGCAUGCGUGGUGAGAGUGGAGUAUCAACGUCAAUAGAAAGGAACUGAACUUUUAAACGACUUAUAUGUUAGCCCUGUGGAAUUUUUUCUUCUAUCUGGAAUUUCCCCAAUGAGUACCACACCUGUUAUAUUUAAUUUGAUCAACUGCAUCAUUGGAGUCAGUGUUUUGGCGAUGCCUUUCUGCUUUCAAGAGGUAAACUUUGAAAACUUCUUAUUUCGACCCUCGCUGGAAGAUAAACUUCUUUUAUUUCAGUUUAUUUUGCAAAUGAUCUUCUUAUAUUAUGCUUUACACUGUUUACUCAAGUUUGUCACGUAAGUUCACAUGUACAAAGACACACGAUAUUCGCCCUUUGUUGUUAAAUCUAUCCGUGAAUUAGUCGAGAAGACAUUUAUGGAAUUUUGGUUGAUCACCACAACAACGCUUAAUUGAAUUAAACAAAGAUAUCUUCAUUUGUAAAAUGGUGGUUCUUAAUACUAGCCUGAAAAUGUAGGCCAAUCAGUUUUCCAUUCUCAUAUUUAUGCCUCAUUAUUGUGCAUAUCGAACUUGCGAUUGUCAUUCAAACCGUGAACAUAGAAUAUGUUACAUGCCACAUAGGUUCAAUAUAUCUUCAUUGCUUCACCUAAGGCAGUAUUUAGACAAAUGUUAGGAUCUGUUGGCUUGCACUUUAUGCACACGCAGCUGUAUUAAUUCUAGUUUUGGUAAAAUUUACGCACAGCCCCAUCCUACAUUAUGCAUUCAGUUCUUGAACAGAGAAAACAAUGACAAAAACAAUACAUUUCCGUUGGGAAAACAGAUUUGUUUUACAAUAGUAUGGGGCUGUGCGAAAACUUAACCCUAAUUUUUUUUAGUUUGAUUUUCAUAAUCAAUUUUUUUCCAUUGACAAGACCUUUUUUGAGAGGUGUAUAUAUUUCAUAUAGAUCUUCAAAUUGCAACGUUUUUUUUAAAACAGGAAUAAAUAGGUAGAAUAAGUAUAUCAGGGCUUUCAAUAAGAUUUGAAGUAGGUGUCUGCCCAUAUAAUAGUAGGUGGCUGUGACUAUUUAGGUGGCCAAAGGCCACCUUUUCUAGGGGGGUCUGGGGGCAUGCUCCCCCAGAAAAUUUUGAAAUUUAGAAGCUCGGAAAUGUGAUUUCCAGCAUUCCUGGCAUGAGGAAGUAAAGUUAAUGAUGCAUAACAUUAACCCUUUAAUUGGCAGAUUUCUGUGUGUUUUUCAAGAGCUUUUGUGAACAUGUAAGGUAAUUGAGUUUGGCAGGAGUGCUUGUCACGUGACUUACCAAGGCCCAAGCUGCAACCCCACCCUUAAAUUUACACCAAAAAUGGCUGAGCGUUCCUCAAUCAGUUGCGAUACAUCGUGGUACAGAAAUCGUAUUGAUAUAUGCUUUAUUCCAAAAUUCUCAAGGCAAGCAUGUGCUAUAUUUUAUCAGAUUUAUUUCAACUGAAAAAUGGGUAGGUUGUAAACAUUUUAAGAGUUAUAUUUUUGAAGUAUUUGCUGACAAACAUGGCCAAGUAGCCAGUGACUUGAUGACUCGCAGCCGCCAGAGCUCCAGCGGUAGCCAGCUUCUAAUGAAAGCCCUAAGUAUAUAUUGUAUAAUUGUACCUUUAAAACUUUUGUUUAUCUGCAUGGAUUUUGUAAGAUUAAUCACAAAAAAUACAGCUAAGAAGUGGAAUGUUAUACCACUUUUGUUUUCUUUUACUCCUUUUCAUCAGUGUGGCAUCGUACUUUGUGGAGUAGCAAUUGUAAGUAGCUCCUUGCUUACAAAGAAGUCUUGUGGGUUACUUCUUAAGACAGGUCAGGUGGCACGGAGACGGAACUAUGAAGGGUUAGGUGAGUUACUAGACAUUUUGAGAAAACAGUACUAGAGAGGAAUUUGAAUCAAAGAAUCAAAAUCUGGAGGUAGUUUAAAUGGAAGGUUUACUUGUAAUGAUUUUACAUUAAGGUUUAAACAUUUUCCUUUCAAACACUUAUUUGAAAGGGAACAACAACCCAAUGGCUGCUGUAAACUUCUUUGAAGGUGAAAAUAAUAUUUUUUCCCCACAGAGUACAGCUGAAAAAUCAAUGAGUGCAUGAUGGCUCUUGUCCCAAAAAUCUAAGCUGCCCAGCUCUUAAAAGUUCUCCCAAAGUGAGAAUGGUUUGUGGGCUGUGGUGCUUGGGCUCUUUCAGACCACAGACACACACAGAUUAACUUUUCACUGUUAAUACAACAUUUAUUGGAAGGAAGGAAGGAAUUUUAACAAGGAAAUUGGAAAAUAAAUACCUAAAGGAAAAAAAGAAACCUUUAUUUACACAGGGUAGCUCAUUCAGCUCCAACGAUAGUCUUUGUACCAGCCCUGUAUCUUUAAAAAUUAAUUUACAUUAAGAAUUCUCAUGAACUAUCACAUUCAAAGAGCCUAAUAAAGAUACAACAAUAGAAUUUAAGAAAUACAUUAAGAGCCUACAAAAUACUAUGCAAAAAUCACAUUUAAAGCCUAAAAUGUAAGCCAAAAUGAUAUUAUGGUCAACAUGUUUGUUCCAAAACAGGUGCCAUUAGUGUCCAAUAAAAGAAUUACUCAACAUUCUUCUUUUCCAGAGAAGCCCCCAAAAUGGCGCCCUGACUGCGUAAAGAAGCUUUUUAUUUAUGUAUUCCUAAAUUUCACGCAUGGAGAAAUUUAAAGAGUUGAGAUAUCAUAAAAUGUUUAGGAUCAUAUGGCCAUGACUGUUAUUGGUAUGAAAAAAAAUUUUAAAAGUAUGUUUGCAAAUUUUCCUCAACUUUGGUAGGGAAAAUUUGGUGGUCCAAUUUGGAGUUUGGGGAUCAAUUAAUUUUAUAUUUUUGCUACAGUUACUGUAGUGCUAACAGACCACUUAUCAUUUGUUUUUAUUUCAAUAAUUUUAAAUUUUUAAUGCUUUCCUUCAGCAUUGGUUACUUAUGGUGCUCCAGGAAAGUUUGCUGUGGAAGCAAGGUAAUUGGUUUAAAAGGAAAUGGAUUAUACAUGUUGAUAUAGAAGAGUAAAAAAUGCGAACUGCAUGUGUGGAGCUAAUCUCGAGCACCUUUUUAUAUGAUAAAAAUGGCAUGAAUCAUAAGUGCCAAACAUACACUUCAAUUAAAGUCAAAGGCUUUUGUGGUACAACAUUUCACAUUAGUGAAAAUUAACAUUGAUAACUCUAAAAAACAUCUACACAAUGCAUGUAUUUUUGUCUUUAACACAAAAAACAAGUUAUUGGCAGUAACUAACAAAGCCAUAUGCAUUGGGUGACCUUAUGUAGAAGUCUGUCAACACCAGAGAAUAUACCAUCUUUAAUAAUAAAUAAAUGAAAAAAAAAAUCAGUGAAAAGGAGGAUAAUAAUGGCCUAUGUGGCCAAUCACAAAUCUUUACAAUGGCCACACAAUUUCUUCUUUUAAGAAAAGGAAUUUCCAGCUUAACAGUGUAUUCCAGACUAGUUUCCAAGUGGAAUGUUGUAAUAUCUUUUUGCAUGUAGUGAUCACCCUUAUUAAAUUCAUGAAUUACUUUAAUUUAUUAUUCUUAGUUAAAUGAUUGCUUUCUCUUUCUUGUUUCAGUAUUAUUGGUCUUCUUCUAGGAACUCUUAUAGCAUUCAAUGUUAUCAUUGGAGACUUGGUUCCUUCAAUAUUUCAGAAUUUAAGUGGAUUACAGGUAUGGCCAGCCUUCUGUAAUGUAACAGUCAUGUGAUAAAAUAUGUGAAAUUUAAGGUAUCACACCAGUGAAAGGAUAAAUGAAACUAGGCGAAUGAAAACUAGAAUUAGUUUCACUUAAUAGGGGUUUUCAUAUCACAUUUAAUGUUUAUGUGAAGCCUCAUUUGACUACUGAGACCAUUCACUGUCUCAUACAAUUGUGUAGGUGUCAUGGACUAUGAGAGCAGUUCUCAUGACAGUACUUGCAUUUGGUGUUGGGUUACCCUUGUCGUUGAUGAGAAAUCUUCAAAGCUUAGCUUCCUUCAGUUCUGCUGCCCUGCUGUUUUAUGGAUUUUUUGUUCUACAGGUAAGUUAAGAAUUUAUUUUGUUUGCUAUCUACUAGAUGUAUUUCCUAAUGAGGUUUCUUGUGAGAUCUUUGAAAAGGAUGUAAGUAAAUGUUGUUAGUGGAACAUGCUUAUAGAUUUUAUUGUGGUCCUUAUCUUUUGUUACAGGCAUUUUUGAGUGCAUUGCCAAAGAUCAUGGAAGGAUCUUGGUUGUACGACUUAAAUUACUGGCGACCAGAGAAACUUCUCCACUAUUUGCCCAUCUUUGCAUUAGCAUUUACUUGCCAAACGUAAGUAUUACUUUGGUUUUAAAACCUGGAAGAACAAUUUUUUGAGUUAUCAAUUUAUUUUUACACACAAAAAAUUAAUUAUAUACAUUCACCAUUGAUAAUUACAAUUUUGACACGGAGUUGUUUAAAGUGUAACUAUACGUAUGGAGUGAAGGUGAGGAGGGGAGCAAUUAGAAACUUGAAGUUGAUUAUUUCUUUGAUUCAAAUAAAUUAAUGGCAUUCUCUAGGGACAACUGCAGGAUGCCAAAAUGUUUUACGAAAGAAUCUAGUGUUCAGAUAAAAAAAUUGAUCUGUACUAAUUGCCUGAAGAAUAAAAUUUGAUUGCCUGAGACACCUAGACAUGUCAGUAAAAGAGUUCUUUGCACAGAGUAUUUUAAUAACAGAGAGUAUUUAAAUUUCGGUAUACAACAGUAUGAAUUUUGCAUUUAUCUGCGAUUUCAUACAUGACUGUAAGAGGUAUGUGGUAAGGGUCUUUGUUAUUUUCCAUGUUUUAGCAAAAUGUGUUCAACCUUUUAGGCCAUCUUGGGAUGAAAUUGUAGUUAUACAGUGAUUUUGUUGUCAAAUUAUGCUUCAUGACUUUUAUAAUGUUAUGUUUUGGUUCAAUCAGUUUUCGAAUGGAAUUUCCUAACUGUUUUAGGUAUGUUGAUCUUUGAUAAUGACCAAAAAUGUCAACAAAAUUAUUUAAUGAUUCAAAGUAAUCCCACCAUUAAUUUAAUUUAUCAUUUAAUCAUUUAAGUGUACAUUUCACUUAAAACAAUAUUUUGAUUAAUUACUUGUAGGCAGCUGUUUGCACUCUAUGAAACCUUACCUGAACCUUCAGUUAAAAAAAUGGAAGGUGUUGUCAAUACUGGAAUCAACAUUGUGGCUUCUGUAUAUUUUCUGGUAUGUCAUCAUUACAAUGAUAGUAUUCAACUUUUUCUACAGUUACUUGUACUUCACUUAUGCACUGAGAUUUUCGACAGACAUCAUAACAUUUGCAAUAAAUGUCUGGUAGCCUUGCUCUUUCCCGUUUUUAUUUACUUUUGCAUUUUAUUAAUUCAGAAUUGGAAAUAAUCCAGUUACUAGGUUAUCCCUCUUAUUUGGUUUGAGUCAUCCACUGUGCUUUAGUCUCUUUGACUAUUCUCUUAUGGGAGUUUUUAUUUUCUGAAUAUAUUACCAGCUUAACUUUCAAUUAGGUGUUUGUUGUCAUUCCAGUGUUAAAUAUUAACAAUACCCUGUUUCCCUGCUUUGGUAAUGAAAUAGGUUGGAUUUUUUGGCUACGUCAGCUUCUACAGUGUUGGUGUCAAGGGUGACAUGUUGACAAACUAUGGAAACACUUUUAUUUCACAGAUAAUUAAAUUAGGUAAGGUCUUAGACAAACCAGUUAAUGUAACUUACUAAGUCACUGAUAUGGCAACUGAUGUUUGCACCAUUAAUAUUGCAAUGGCUCUUACUGACAUUUGUUUGUGGAAAUACUCCAUAUACUAUAUUUAGUUCAAGUAUAAACUGCUUCUUUUACUGUUUAUAUUCCUACAGGCUUUGUGAUGUCAGUUAUUGUCAGCUUUCCCCUAAUGGUUUAUCCUCUACGAGCAAGUCUACAUUCUUUGAUAUUUCAGCAGGUCAGUAAAAAUCUAUCCAAGAAAGUGAAUGUUAAGUUUCAAAUACUGGUGUAUCCAGAAUGGGGGAUGCAGUGGCCCAAGAGUUAAUGGUCCACCUCAAGAGGUCUGAGUAGGACCCCUAUACUGAUUAAGACACCUCUUGAGCACAAAGCCUCUCUCCUUUAAGUGUUUUAAAUGGGUGUUGUCAAACUUUUGUACAAACUUGACAAACUCAUGUGGUAAACUUGCAAAGCACUGGUAUGAUAACCAAGGGAGAAGCAAUUGUCUUGGUUACUUAAUGUUACUAAAACAGAGAUAAGCUGUGGCAGUGUAGGCCAUCAGGAUGGAGAACAGACCUGGCAUAACAAGACUUGUCAGUUAAUCUACAUUUAAGAUAAACUUAGAACUAAAUGUUAACAAAGAAGGAUUUCUUUCUUAGAUAUUCUAGAAAUAUCAAUUACUGAACAUAUAAUUCAGUAAAAUAUUAACUAAAGCAUGUCUCACAAUGAAGACAUUCUGAUGUCAGGUUAUGUUAUGAACUUCUCCCUAUCUCUCUGCAUUUUUUUUUCUUUUCUUUUUUUUUUUUUACACACCAUAAACAUGAUAUCAGCCUUGCUAAGUGUUACUGUCUGAUUGUUGUUGAUGUUGUCAUGUCCAGAGUAUGACCUAUCCUUAUGCAGUUGAUUUAUUUCUGUCAGCAGUCAGGAAGUUCAGAAAAUUUACCAGGAGGUGCCAACUUCAUUCCACAAGAUAGAUUCACUUAUCUCACCCUUGCUAUCAUAUCUAGCACCCUGAUGUUGGGCAUUCUCUUUCCACAAAGUAAGUGCAUGAUUGCACUAUCAACAAAGAUGUUGUUCUGAGAUUGAGAACAACAACAACAUUUUUUGUCCUGACUUAAAGGCAUAUAAGAUUCAAGUCAUGGUGUGAUCAUUUGGAAAUUGAGCAGUUGGAAAGCAGCUUUUUUAUGUCUUAUUUGCAGUUCUCUAGAAAAUUUUUAGAAAUAUUUUUAGUAUUUUUCUAUAUAUUUUAGUGGGGAUAACUCCUUAAUUUUUAACUUUUAAAUUUUAGCUUUUUAUAAAUUUUAUUUAAUAAGUGAAUUAUGAAUUUAUCUGAUGAUACCAUGUAUAAACUCCUUUUAUAAUUUUUUUUCCUAUUAUUUUAAUGUCCCCAGUUAGCUUUUUAACAUCAACACUUAAACAAAGUUGUUACAUUAAGUUAUGUUAGUUUAGUUCAAAAACAAGGUUCUCAUGAUUAAAAAUGACAUUAUUAUUUUGUUGGGCAUCGUGGCACAUUUUGCAGGCUUAAAUGGAGAUCUUGCCAGGUUUAAAUAUAUGUUGGCCUGCUUGCAUGUUCCCAUGAUUGUUCAGACUGUUGUUAAGUGUGAUCAGUUUUUAUUUUCUCUAUAACCUCCAAGUAAUAAUAAUUACAGUAAUAGUCAGCUUAUGUUUGUGGGCAUAGAUAUGUUUUGGGGCUUUUAGUCAAGCCCAAAACACAUUUAUGCCCUGGAACAUAACUUCUAUUGUUUUAUUGUAUAAAUGCUCAACAAACCUCUUUUUACUAAUUUUCUCUAUGGUUUUUAGUUGAAUUUGUGUUAGCAUUGACUGGAGCAACAAUGGGCACUUUGAUAGCAUUUGUAUUCCCAUCCACCAUGUUUUUACAUGUUGUAACUGAAAAGACAUCUGCAAGGUUUGUAGCCAAGGUGAGUCAGCAGAACUGUGGUAGCCAUCAUGAAAGUAAGCAACUAAAUGUUCAACAGCUGAGGAGGGUUGCAUUAAUAUAUAAAUCCUAUGAAGAAGCUUAGCUGCCCAGUAGAUAAUAAUUAUACCAAAGGGAAAAACUGAGAACACACAUUGUUCUGCUUUCAAUAAUUAAAAGCAAAAAGCUUGGUUGCAAAUGAAAGAGAGUUUGUUGGAUUGCUUGAUUGCCUGAUUGAUUGUUAUACAGAAUCCAGGUUUGCCUUGGGUUUCUCAUCUCAACUUAAGAGACUGAAAAUAAACCUGAGAGCAUCUGGUGUGCUUGCAUUUUCCUAUGUUAGAAGUAAGCUGUUUGAAUUUUCACUGUAGUUUGUAAAGCUUAAAAAGUGAUCUAUGAAGCUGAAUUUCUUGACUAUAAAUGAAUCAUUUACUAAUGAUAUUGGGGGAAAGAGUUGCCAUCAACCAGAAGCAUGAUUCCUUGAUGCUUUGCAUGCUCAUUUCAUAAGUUAUUAUGCUAUGAUAAAUCUGUUUUCUCAUACCUAACCAGGUGUAUUGAACUUAAGAAUUUGUGGACAAAUAUAAAGACUGUAUAUAUAGUGCUGUGUAGUACCCUGGGUUGAAAGGUUGUUUUGGGUGAGAUUGUCACAACACAAUGUUUUAAACUUGCAUGCUAGAAACACUGCAUGACUCUUAGUCAUGCAUGAAGAAUAAUGAGUUUCACAUACAAGCAUUUAGUCUCUUUACUCCUAUUUUUCACAGGUUGUCUUUGGUUUGGGUGUAAUUUUCUUCGUGGCAGGCACAUACACGGUGCUAACUACUCAAGAAGAAAGCUCACACCACCAAGUUGACAUCCAUCCGCCAGGAAUUGAUCCUAUUAAGCCGGUAGACUUCCAUAAUCCUCCACAGUCAAUAACUAAUGACACCCUGCUCCAUGUUGGUGUCAGAGAAGCACCAGUUGAUGUAGACAUAGCUAAGGUACAGAACUUCAGUUCUAUAGGAAUACCUACAUCUUUUACCCUUUACACUCAUAACAUCAGUAUCCAUAUUCUUUAUGCUGUUCUUAAUUUAUUUCCUAAGAUGUUGACAAGGAAAAUUUGUUUAAAAAUUGAGAUUUUCUUUACUUGGUGAUCAUUUCCUUUAUUCUCUUGCCAUUAAUGUUUGAUUCAAGGGUGAUAUUGUAAGGACAAAUUAGAUGUCAGUCACUCUUGGGGGAAAAAGGGUUACAUGUGAUCUCUAUCAUAAUGCUACCCUUCCUUGUUAUCAGUUAACUAUGAAAGAGACUUAUUGAGGGUGGAGCAUGUCUUUCACAUGAAACUCUCUGUGCAGUAUCAAUACCUCUAGAAAGCUAGUGAUAACAGUAGACUUAUCAGCUGAAGGGUGUUGUUUUGAUAUACAUGCACAGAUAACUCCUGGUACUCUAAAUGGAGCUUUCAUAUUUAAUUAACAUGGCAACAGAAAGGAACCAUGCUUUUGGACAUAAUGAUCUUGGUCAUGGAUCAAAGCUAUUCUUUUCAAUCCUAACUUCAGUGUGCUAACCAUUGAGCUGUCAUGUCCUCCACCAUUUGUAUGUAACACCUUAGGCCAAAAUACCACUUCAGGCAAUUGAUGAGUGUACUCUAUUUCAUUACUAUCAGUUAUGAUUAAAAUAUCAGUUUAUUAUUAGUGCAAUUUAUAGAAUUAAAAUAGGACUUUUGAUGUUGAAUUUCAAAAAUACUUCUAAAUGUAGAGUUCAAUUUUCAGAAGUAACAAGUUGCAUCAAACUUUUAGUCAAUACAGAGAUUCAUUCAAUUUGUUUCUGUUUUUUUCUUUAAGAUUGGUCUAGGGCAGGAUAGAAAUAUUGCCAAAGAUGAAAAAAGCUUAAAUGAUGUCAAGCCAGCUGAAAAACCCAUUGCUGCCACAGUUAAUGAAGGAUUAAAGCAGACAGAGAAUGUUGUUAGACCUAUUGAGGGUGAGGUUAAGCGACAAGAACCUCCAGUGCCUCAUGCCCCACAGGAUGAUCCACUUCAGAAAAAAGACAAUGAAGAACCUUUGAAGAAUGAUAAGCGACAACUAAUGAGUAAAGAAGAUGACAAGUCAAACAAUGUGGACAACAUGGAGGAGAAAACUAAUAAUGUGAAUGCAGGCAUCAAGAAAGCUGUUAAUGCUGAACCAAUCAGGGUCUCACAACAAGAAAUUGAUGAGGAGUUGAAGAAGCUGGAGCAGCCAAAUAAGGUUCUGUAAAGAAUCAGUGAGGGAAACAAAAAUGUGCAACUCUUUGUUAAUCAGUAGGGAUGAAGAGCGGCUGUUUACUUCCUGACUCAUUCCUCAGUUCUCUUCCUAACACAUGCAACAUCACACCUGAUGCUCUCAUAUAUACUGCAUUGGCUGCCUGGGCUAUGUGUGAAUGGGUCAGGAAAUACAUUCACUGUUUGUGUGACAAAUAGGUUUUUUGAGUUGCCAUGGUUUAUUUCCCUUGCUGAAGACUUACAUUCAUUCAAUCCAUUCAGAUAUUCCUAGUGAAAAAGUCAUAUUUUUCCAAAGCAAUCUUCAGGUGGAAAGAAAACAAGACCACCUCCUGACCAAUAAAUGGAUGGAAACAAACUAAACCUGUUAAUUUUUAAAACAAAUAUCUAGAUUGAUGGCCAAAGUGUUAGCUUUAUAGACCAUAGGAGUGCUACCUUAAUAUUGAUCAGUUCCAUUUAGGAAAUGCAUUUUAGUUAGUUCUAGGUUUCAUUUCCAUGCUAUUAUUUCAUUGAUAAACACUAGAAUAUAACAUGAAAAGACUUUCACCUGUUCUGCCAAAUCCAUAUUUCCAUAAACAGUAAGUUUAACAUAAAUGGUACUUUAAGUUCUCCUUCCUAAACCUUGAUUAAUAAGCCAGCACCUAGGUGCUUUGUAAAAAGCCAAAAUGUAAUUAUUUCAAAGUGAGAAGAGAGUACACUGUAAAAGGCUAUUAGUACCAAAACUUUGCGGUUCAUUACCAAUCAAAGAAACACUAUCAAAAAUAAACUUUUAACCUAAAGAAGAUGACUAUAUGAAUGUGGUAUUUUAGCCCUCUAUUCUCUUGAAGUGGUGAACACCUUGUUGAACAGAAUCCAUCAGGGAAAUUUCUGGCAACAUUAUAGGACAUUCUUUAAAACUUGUACAAUAGCAUUUAGGGAGAAUAAGUACAGUUGGGUGGUACAUGGAUGUCAAAUGUGUGGAGUGAUAAGCACAUGUACAGCAAAAUCUGUUAAAUUAGGGCAAAUUACUGUAUUAAGGUGCACUAUGUGAAAAUAAAACCUUUAACAGAAAUAUGCACUGAGAAUUUAUUGUAUGAUUUUGUCUUUGGCCAUCAAUCUCUAUAAUCUUCAAAUGCUAACUAUUAAUCUCUUGUCACACUAAAUUCACAACCAUUGACACUAUCCAAGGAUAACAUUUUUUAAAAAUCAGUUAAUUGAACAAAAUGUAAAAGUAAAUUGAGCAUUUCUUUAAACUAAGCUGUAAUUUUAUGGAGGUAACCUUUCACUCUUUAGAUCUCUUUAUCAACUAACCUCUUCAUUCCAUACUUUUCUGAUAACUUAGGCUCUGAAAACUUAGAGUUCAGUCAAACAAUAUCCAACUGAUACUGCUUUUCUCUUGUCACCUUUCUAUGUACACUGUAUCAAUAAUAUAAUAAGAAAUUAUUUGUUAAUCAUUCACAAGACUGAAAGGUUUUACAUGUCUGCUAGAGUUCAUGUGGUCUUUCAAAAAUUCCUUACAUUUUUGCAAGAGUUCUUUAAAAAGACCCUUAAUUCAUUUGUCUUUGCUAUUUCAAAGUUAUUUGUACAGUAGGUCCACAAUCCUUGAUGACUUUUUUCUGACUUCUAAUGACUAUUUUUUUUUAUACCUACCUUAUCAUCAUUGAGCAACUCUAAGAUCUCAACUUUUGUAUGUUUUUAAGUUUUAAUCAAUUAGCAUAUUAAGGAUGGCCUGGAGUUUCUUUGCUCUAAACUUGUGUCAAAAUCAUUCCUAAGUCUAUUGACUUUUUCAAGCUAUCCUAUUUAUAUUUCAAAUUUAUAGAAUGUAAAGACCUAUUCAAAAAACCUGCAUUGGCUUGAAGAUCUAGUAAAAUCUCUUGAGCUUUGCUUGCUUGAGCUUAACAUAAUCUUUUUACCAUGGAGUGACCAGAAUACUGGUAUCCUCCUGGAAUUGGACACCAGUCCAUCACAAUGUAACCCAACAGCAGUUCUUCAAGUUUCCUUGGAAGGUUGCUGGUACCAGUUUAAUCUCCAGUCUUGUCCAAGGACAAAACAUUGUGAGCCAACUAGGGCAUAAACCUGGGCCUUUUGUUUAAGAAUUGGGCCUCCAUGUAUCCCAAAAUGUAGCCACAAAAGUUUCUUUUAUUAUUGGCUUUUUUCCUAAAGAUGCAGUGACUUAGUGGUUAAGGCAGAGGACUUCAGAUUGAAAGGUCCAGGUUCAGGCUUGGUCAGGUUCUCAUGUUGUGUUCUUAAACAAGACACUUUACCUACACAGUGCCUCUUCUUGCCAAGGAAUACAAUAGAUAACAGUAAACUGUCAAAAAAACUGGAAAAAAGGCUACAGGACAACCUUACAAUAGGCUGUUUGCUGUUUUUAGAAAUAGAAAAAGUCUACUGUGCUCUAAACAAUGUUUACCUUGAAUCAUGUAUGUCCUUUUUUUUUACAAAGGCAACUGCAGAUACCAUAAAGGAAUCCGAUUCCAAGGAUUCAGAAAAAUUGGAUAGUGUUUCAAAUGAAGCCAAAUCUUCACAAGAUAUACAAGAUAGAACUCUGAUGAAAAGGGAGUUGGAAUUGAAACAGAAUUUGGAAAUUCAGGAGAAGAAAGGACAAGACUUAGACAUCAUGAGAAAUGAUGAUAUCGUUGUUUCGCAGCAAAGUGGAAAUCAAACAAAUUUACAGGACAAAGGAGUCAGCAAUCAAAUUAAUCAAGAUUCAAAAUCCAAAGACUAUUCUCCUCGUGAAAGAGUUUUGGCUGCUAACCACAGUACACCUCUUGCAGGAGAAAUUCCCAAAGAGGAGGAGAGCAUAAAAAUUAGAGACCUUAAAUCAAAUUCAAGACCUGUAGAGAAACGCAGCAGUUCUCCAAUGCCAAGGUCCAUAAAGAAUUUUCUUUCAAAGCAAAGGUCAAGGCGCUCUAAAAGAAGUCGACAACAGGUAACACUCUCAUUUCAUUUCAUUUCUUGA
Molecule: messenger RNA, 12670 nt
Organism: Pocillopora meandrina
Lineage: Eukaryota; Metazoa; Cnidaria; Anthozoa; Scleractinia; Pocilloporidae
Source: the annotation of a GenBank genome assembly